GAUCUAGCCUGAGUCUCGAGUCUGGAGUCGCGUCGAUCGCAGUCCGCAGUUCGCAAUUAAAUCGCGAGAAGUUCCCAACAGAGAAUAGCCAUGGUCAAGACGUCCGCCAGCCUGGGAAAGAGCAUCUUGCUGGGAGUUCUGGUGUUCCUGGUUGUCGCACUUCUCACCGAGGCUGCGCCCUUCCAGGAGCUGGAGCCCCGCAAAGGUCAUGUGCCCGUCUACAUCCGACAUGGCGAUGAGCCGCUCAGCGAAAUCCAUCCAGGACUGGCCGAGGCCUUCAAGGAGGCCGAAUCGAAGAGUCUCGUCACCGAAUCUCCCCAGGCGGAAACUACAAACCCACCAGCCACAUCCGAUGCUCCUGCUCCGACCAGCUCCACGGUAUCGGAUAUAGCCAGCUUUGAGGCCAUCAAAGGAAAAACGGAUUAAAGCAUUGAAUAAAUGCAGAAUUGCCGCUUAAACUUAUUUCUACGAGUCUACGUGUUAAGUCCAUCAAACCAAUCAGCAUUGAAAUGCUAUAUAUUUAAAAGCAAAAUAAAUAUUUAACUUACUUAAUACUUUAUAAGGGGAAGUAAACACUCCUGAGCUUUAAUGACUUAUUUUUAAGAGGCGUAAUUCAAAGGAGUUGAAAUCAAAUGGCAACCAAUCGCUUCUCAAUAAAUCAUUUGCACCAUUAAUUUCACUUAUGUGGUCACUGCAAAAAUAUGACAACUAUUUCGCUAUUAAUCAUGGGUUAAAU
Messenger RNA from Drosophila teissieri, 736 nucleotides. RefSeq lists its product as uncharacterized. NCBI's taxonomy places the organism in Eukaryota, Metazoa, Arthropoda, Insecta, Diptera, Drosophilidae. The transcript has 3 exons. Bases 91 to 426 code for a protein of 111 amino acids. The record is from RefSeq and is a predicted model, not a curated record.